AUGGCAAGUAAUCUUACUCGUACUCUUUUAUCUGGUUCACGAAUUGGGCAAACAAAUUUCCUUCGUAAGCUUAGUUCUAAAGGAUCAGGUAGCAAUGAUAACCCCUCAGGCGGUUAUGGAGGCAGUGGUCCAAGUUCUCAAGAAACAGGCGCGAAAGAGCGAAGUAGUCCAUCUUCUCAAUCAUCAGGAAAUGAUUUCGACAAAGACAAAACUCAAAACAUGAAAGACAUCACUAAAAAAGCAACUGAAUGGAUUAAGGAAACUAAACAAAGCUUGUCGUCCGACAGUGAUUUGAAGAAAGAUUCUGAUUCAGAUAAAAAGAAAAAUUCGCAUUAA
This is a messenger RNA of Adineta ricciae, 336 nucleotides long. The record is from the annotation of a GenBank genome assembly. Lineage: Eukaryota; Metazoa; Rotifera; Eurotatoria; Adinetida; Adinetidae.